AUGCUGGCCAGUUCUUCCUUUAAGCGUCUGGCUCUUUGCCAGUUUCCUCGACGAGUUGUGACUUCCAUCCGAUUCAACUCUACUUCAAAGUCCGGCUCUCAACCGAACUCCAAAUCACUCCCAGAAACAAGCUCCGCGCCUGAACCAGCAACAUCAUCAUCACAUACAGCAGCAUCCGCUACCUUCUACACACCCAAGGUUCCGCGCAAUACCAUGGCCGCGCAGCAGGCUCUGCGACGGUUCCCUGGAAUGCUUGAUACACCACCAACAAACUCGACUCCUCAGCAACACCCCGGAGCUCACGAAGAUUCCCCCGAAACUACUGCGGCUGCACCACUCCCACCAACACAGGGAUACUCGUAUGGCCAUGAUGUUCACUUUGGUGGACCCACCGAUCCCUACCUCGCAUCAACCGCUGCGAGCCAAGGAGGCCUACGGUAUCGUCCUUGCACUACCAUUUCCAAAAGUGAGAAGUAUGACUUGGCAAUAGCCAUUGAUCAGCUGUACCAGCAAGGUUUGCGUUCUGCCUCAAUUAUUCUUCCUGGAGAAGUCGCGCAUGUGUACUACCCAUAUGCACCGGGCCACCAUGCAGAUGUGCUCAUCAUCUCAAGUGGAUGUGUGGUGGCAUGGGGCAUGACAGAGUCUGAAGUUCAAGAAAAAAUUUUGCCCCUGCUUGCGCCGGCUGAGAUAGGGCCCUAUCCUGAGCCUGAGUCGGAGGACAUGGAUUAUAUUGAGGAAAAGCCUGUUGAGAAUAAGACCGAGACUAUUAAAGAGACUAAAAACCAUGAAGAAAAUGGCACUGAAAAGGAGGAUGAGCCUUUGCACAGCACCAUGGUUGGUGAUGUUAUUGUGAUUCGUGGUGUCACAUAUACCCAACGACUUUUGGCUAAAGCGGCUUUUUCAUCUGGAUUGGCGCGCAGUACCAAGUUGGCUAAUUUGGAAAACCUGCUUGACAAGCACAUCAAUACUACCAAGAAGUACAUUGACAAUCUUGCCAACGGUCGACGACUCGGUAUUCGUGGCAAAACUGUGUUGAUGCUUACCGGCAAGCUGUUAAGAAUCCGUGGUCAACUUAACUUGUACUCUGAAUUGAUUGAGACCCCAGACUUGUACUGGUCGGAACCCGAGCUAGAAUCUUUAUAUGUUCUUAUUUCUCGCAAGUUGGAUGUUGCUCCUCGUAUUGCCAUUCUUAACAAGAAGUUGGAUUAUGCAAGUGAGAGCUUGAGCACCCUCAAGUCUCAUAUUUCCGAGGAGCAGAGCGUGCGUCUUGAAUGGAUGAUUGUUAUUCUCAUUAUGGUCGAAGUAUGCUUUGAGACUUCCCACUUUGUGGAAAAGUACCAUGAAAAGCGCCGUGAACCUAAGGAAAUUAGAGCUGAUUAG
Molecule: messenger RNA, 1380 nt
Organism: Magnusiomyces paraingens
Lineage: Eukaryota; Fungi; Ascomycota; Dipodascomycetes; Dipodascales; Dipodascaceae
Exons: 1
Coding region: 1-1380 (459 amino acids)
Biological process (GO): positive regulation of mitochondrial translation
Source: RefSeq, a predicted model, not a curated record